UUAUGCUGCAUUUCCUGAGGCACCGUAGAGGGUAGAGGCUCUGGUGUGCCUUCUUGAGCAUGACCUCCGUGUUGUGGGUCCACGCUAGGUCGUCAGAGAUGUGUAGUCCCAGGAAACGGAAGCAACUGACAAUUUCCACCGGUGUCCCGUCUAGGCUGAUGGGGGAGUGGGUGCCUCAGUGGCUCAUGAAGCCCACAAUGAGCUCUGUAGUCUUGCUGACAUUCAGUGCAGAUCUUUGAAAUCAUUCCAAGGAAUCAGAGCUCUUCUGUGGGUUCAACAUACUGUGUCAGGAACUACACUGCUACCAUUAUGCUGUUCUCUGCAUUGGAAAUAUAAGAGAUCAUUUUAAUGAGAUAAAUGCUGAAAAAUACUGACAGCACUGAACACAGCUGUGUGUGUAGUGUCUUCUCUGUUUGAAUAGAGGUUUAUAUAAAAGUCAACUUGUUUAUAUGAUGAUCUGUGUUUGUGUAAGUUUAUUAAUAAAAAAGUUACACAUGAAUUGUAUUCAUUUGAAAAUAUGGAAAUGUUUAAUAGCUCAUACAGGCCAAGGAACAAGCUGCCCAAGGCACUUCAAUAAAAUAUAAAUAAUGAAUGAAUGAAUGAAUCCAUUCACUGGUGCUGCUAUUGUUCCUAAUCAUUCCAGAUUAAAGCUGGCCUUGAGAACAUGAAGGCCUCUUCUGCCCUUUUUCUCCCUCUACUCCUGUCCCUCAGCAAUGCUCAGGUACCCCACUGGGGUACCUGUCCAGAGCCCCCGCUCCAGCCAAACUUUGUCUUGAAAAAGUUCCUUGGGACAUGGUAUGAAGUUGCAAAACUUCCAGCCCAGUAUGAAAAAGGGAGGUGCAUUGAGACUAACUUGACCAUGAAUGCGGAUGGGACUAUUAAAGUAUCCAGCUCAGAAAUACGGAAAGGACAGUUGAAGACUCUGGAGGGGACUGGUAUCGUUGAGGACAUUAAUCAGCCAGCCAAACUCGGAAUCAGCUUCUCUUUCCAUAAAGUCGCACCUUACUCCCCGUACUGGAUUAUAUCGACCGACUAUGACAAAUCGGCACUGGUUUACUCCUGCACUGACAUCCUGAGGGUUUUUCACGUGGACUUCGCCUGGAUCCUGGGCCGCACACGCACCCUUCCGGCAGACACCAUCAACAAAGCGAAAGACAUUUUUACCAAAAGCAACAUUGAUGUCACUAGGAUGGUUGCAUCUAAACAGCAGGGCUGUGACAAAGAGUUUUGAACGGCCAAAACGCAAAAAUGUCUAAUGGAGAUUACAAUGGUGGAUAGGUUAAGGAAAGUACAAAAACAAAAAUUCUAUUACCUAUUUGAGGUCCAUCUGACGGACAAACUUGUGACCCAGAAAUGCGUAAUUCAAUCAUUUAUUUCAAAGCUUUUUUCAGGGAAAAUAUGUAUUUUUAAUCAUUACUGAAUAUCUAUAGGCCUGUAUAUUGAUGUUUGAAUUAGCUUGUGGCUUUUAUAUUUUUUCUAAAUAAGUACAUAACCAGUCUUAUUAAACAAUGUAUACAAUACUAACAUGCAAAUCGAUACCAUGGUAUUGUAAAUUUGCUGUAAAUAAACUUCAGUAUCUGAAACAAAUAGGUCAUAAUGUGUUCUCAAUUUCUGGUAUCUCUCCCUUUUUUCAGUUAACAAUGUGGAAUUCUGCUGCCACUGUGUGGUCUAGGUGAAAAUAGCAUUAUGUGCCUAAUAAAAAUUUCACUUGUCUAGCAUACAUACAUAUAGAAUACUACAGAAAACAUAUUUGUGAACACAAUUUUUGAAACUUAGUAAUAAUAAUAAUUAUACAUUUUAUUCAUGCAGUGCUUUUCAACACCCAAAGCAAUGGAUGCACAGAAUUGUUCGAACGGAGUGUACAGUGCAGUUAAAAGGUACUUGCCUUCAGUUCAUACAGGGUACACAGGAACUGGGCAGAGUAGUAGAACCAGGGGGCCAGAGAUUUUCAUUCUACGUGAAGCUCAUAAACUCCACUGGUUACUCGAGGUAUUGCGGUUUAGUAAGCCUCCGGUGCCAAAAAAGUAAAUUUCCCCAUUGAAGUCCAUUCAAAAUUAUACAUUUACCCUGGCCAAAUGAAAUUAUUUUAAACUUAA
Molecule: messenger RNA, 2096 nt
Organism: Anguilla rostrata (American eel)
Lineage: Eukaryota; Metazoa; Chordata; Actinopteri; Anguilliformes; Anguillidae
Product: apolipoprotein D-like
Exons: 4
Coding region: 665-1231 (188 amino acids)
Biological process (GO): tissue regeneration; response to reactive oxygen species; lipid transport
Cellular component (GO): cytoplasm
Molecular function (GO): lipid binding
Source: RefSeq, a predicted model, not a curated record